UGGUAGUUACUAUUCCAUAGCUAGCAUGACAUUUCAUCAUGUGUUUCAGCUAUUAACAUAAAAGGGCCACUUUGAUGUAACAGCAGGCCAUUGCCUGCCCAGACUGAUAGAAGAAGGAUUAUGAUAAAUAUCAUGGCAUGCUAUAAAUUGGAGAGAAAAUUGAAGAAUUGAAGGAUUUUGAUCAAUAUCAUGAACAUUUAAUUGUGUAGCACAAUACACACGCCAAUAUGCCCAAGAAGAAGACCGGUCAAAGGAAGAAGGCGGAAAAACAGCGGGAGAGACAAAAGCAGAUUGGCGCCAACAAAGCCAACAGAAGCCUGAUAGACCAGCCAUGCAACGGGGUGAUGGAGUGCGACAAAUGCCAAAAGAAGCAGAAAAACCGGGCGUUCUGCUACUUCUGCCAGUCGGUGCAGCGGCUGCCGAUGUGUGCCGAGUGCGGCAAGGUCAAGUGCAUGCUGAAGGCGGGCGACUGCGUCAUCAAGCACGCCGGCGUCUUCACAACGGGCAUGGCCAUGGUGGGCGCCAUCUGCGACUUCUGCGAGGCCUGGGUGUGCCACGGCCGUAAGUGCCUGCAGGCGCACGCGUGCGGCUGCCCGCUGCGCGAGGCGCUCUGCACAGAGUGUCGCCGCGACGUCUGGGACCACGGCGGCCGCCUGUACCUGUGCUCAUUUUGCAACAAUUACCUGUGCGAGGACGACCAGUUUGAGCAUCAAGCGUCGUGUCAGAUCCUCGAGUCGGAGACGUAUAAAUGCCAAUCUUGCAACAAGCUGGGCCAGCACUCGUGCCUGCGCUGCAAGGUCUGCUUCUGUGACGACCACGUGCGCCGGAAAGGCGUCAAGUACGAGAAGAACGCGCCCGUGCCCUGUCCCAAAUGCAGCUACCCGACCUCAGAGACCAAGGAUCUGUCCAUGUCGACUCGCAGCCACAAGUUCGGCCGCGGCGGCAGCGGUCGCGAAGACUGGGGCACGCGCUCGUACGGCGCUCACGACGACGACGACGACGAGGGUGGCGGCGGCGCGAGCGGGUACGCCGCCUGGGCAGCGGCGGCGGCCGGCGGCGGCGGUAGCGGAUACGGCGGAGCGUACUCCGCCUCCGGCUACGUGUUCAGCGGGGCCAUCGACGAAGACGACGACGACGAUGACUACGACCCCGACGACGACGAGGAUGAUGACUCGGAGGACAGCGACGCCAGCCAAGAGCCGAAGAAGGGAUGACACCCGGCGCGGGACUAGGGUCGGACGCGGAAGAACCCUUGCACCAGCGUUGCCUCAGUUUGUACUCUGGUCUGUGCAAUCUGUGAUGCUUCCAUCGGGACCCUUAGAACAGUUCAUAUGACCGGUGAUAAUAUAUUUCAUACACAACCACUGUGUACACGGGGCUCGACUCGCGAGCGUUCCUCGGAUCGCUGGAAUGUCAAGUGAGGUACAAAACCGCGACGGCACAUGAGCCCAGCUCAAAACAAAAUCGCAAGCUCAGGCGCACGGCGAGGUUCCGCAAUGAACAGCCGGCCAGCGCUGACACGGGCAUGAGUCAAUCGAGCGCGUCCUGCAGGAAGGCGUCCUGCCCGAGCGAGGCUAGGCCGGCGCCGGGCGCCUCCGACAGCCAGUCGAGCGCCUGCUGUAUCACGCUGUCCCCCGCCACGUCGCCGGCGUCCGAGCCGGGCGCCACGGUCCAGUCGGCCUGCUGAACC
This is a messenger RNA of Pollicipes pollicipes, 1690 nucleotides long. RefSeq names its product zinc finger protein 330 homolog Noa36 (gene Noa36). Bases 228 to 1214 code for a protein of 328 amino acids. The record is from RefSeq and is a predicted model, not a curated record. Gene Ontology annotation, cellular component: nucleus. The transcript has 8 exons. NCBI's taxonomy places the organism in Eukaryota, Metazoa, Arthropoda, Thecostraca, Pollicipedomorpha, Pollicipedidae. Gene Ontology annotation, molecular function: zinc ion binding.